Molecule: messenger RNA, 4743 nt
Organism: Galeopterus variegatus (Sunda flying lemur)
Lineage: Eukaryota; Metazoa; Chordata; Mammalia; Dermoptera; Cynocephalidae
Gene: NPTXR
Product: neuronal pentraxin receptor
Exons: 5
Coding region: 79-882 (267 amino acids)
Source: RefSeq, a predicted model, not a curated record
GAGCUCACCGGCAAGCUGGGCCGCUGCGAGAGCGGCCUGCCGCGCGGCCUCCAGGACGCCGGGCCCCGCCGCGACGCCAUGGCCGACGGGCCCUGGGACUCGCCCGCGCUCAUCCUGGAGCUGGAGGACGCCGUGCGCGCCCUCCGGGACCGCAUCGACCGCAUCGAGCAGGAGCUCCCAGCCCGUGUGAACUUCUCAGCUUCCCCAGCCCCUGCCCCCGCUGUGCCCACCACCCUGCACUCCAAGAUGGAUGAGCUGGAGGGGCAGCUGCUGGCCAAGGUGCUGGCACUGGAGAAGGAGCGUGUGGCCCUCAGUCACAGCAGCCACCAGCAACGGCAGGAGGUGCAGAAGGAGCUGGGCGCUCUGCAGGACCGCGUGGCUGAGCUGGAGCAUGGUGCGUCCUGGGCCCCACACAGGGCACAGAUUGUGCUACUGGAGGCAGGCCAUGACCCCAUGGAGCUGCUGAUCAACGACAAGGUAGCCCAGCUGCCCCUGAGCCUGAAGGACAGUGGCUGGCACCACAUCUGUAUCUCCUGGACCACGAGGGAUGGCCUGUGGUCUGCCUACCAGGAUGGGGAGCUGCGGGGCUCCGGUGAGAACCUGGCUGCCUGGCACCCCAUCAAGCCUCAUGGGAUCCUUAUCCUGGGCCAGGAACAGGAUACCCUGGGUGGCCGAUUUGAUGCCACUCAGGCCUUCGUCGGUGAGAUUGCCCAGUUUAACCUAUGGGACCACGCCCUGACACCCGCGCAGGUCCUGGGCAUUGCCAACUGCACCGGGCCACUGCAGGGCAACGUGCUUCCCUGGGAAGACAAGCUGGUGGAAGCCUUUGGGGGUGCAACAAAGGCCUCCUUUGAUGUCUGCAAGGGGAGGGCCAAGGCAUGAGGGGCCACCUCGUCCAGAGCCCCUCCCUUGCCUGCCACUUCGGGGGUCUUGAUGGGGGCACAUCCCCUCCUCAGCCUGCCCACACACUGGCCUUCCUUCCUGCCCCACUCCUGCUUAUGCCUUCCGUUUCCCCUCACCAAUACCCACAUCUCCAGAAUGCGCUGCUAUGGGUGUCCCCUAACCCCACCUGAAUGGGGACAAGCAUCUCAAGUCAACAGGUUGAGCCUAGGGUGAGUCCAGGCUCUGCCGCCCUCCUGGCAUUACACUGGAGUCAUCUCUCACACCACCCCACCCUGUUCCACUAUCUUGAAAGUAUCUCCCUUGGAGUUGUAUACGGCGGAGGUCCCACUAUCUCAGUGGUGGAGGUGGCCGUGACCCUCCACCAUUCCCAAUGCUGCAGGCUUGGCCCCUUCCCCUUCAGGGCCACGACAGGCGGUAGAAGGGGAUGAGGGAGGUGUGGGAGAUCAGGCUCUCUCCUCCAUCUCUCUGCCAGCUGCCAGUCAAAGGCAGUUGGCUCUUGCUGGAGCCGCCCCGCCAUCCGCAUCCUCCUCCUUCCUCCUUCCUCGUUUGUGUGCCAUGGUUCGAAUGCUGGUUCCAUGCCUGGCCCAGCCUCACCUCAGUUUCCAGGACUUUCCCUUCCCAGCUCCAGCCUGGAGGACUAAGGACCAAGACCCCAGGAGGCCAAAGGGCUGUAGUCAUCCCUUGUGCCCACUCACAGCUGGGCCCACUGGCAGGGUCACUCCUCCUCCUCCCUGCCUAGGACACGGCCUGGGCAGCUUCAGCCUGGGCUGGGAACAGCCUAAGGCAGAGGCACCGUGACCCUGGAGACCCUGCCUCUGGCAGAGCCACAUUACCUAACCCCUCUGCAUGGCCCUGGGGAAGGAAGGAAGAAGCUAAGAGGGCGAGGAAAGGCAUGGAGUGGGCGGCAGAGCACUGGGCUGAGAGGGCGGAGCCCUUGCUUGCUAGCCAGCCCUGUUGCUGAUCUGCUCUGUGGCCUUCCAUGAGUCCCCAGCCUCUCUGGGCCUGGCCUUCCUCAUUUGUGAGCUGAGGCCCUUGCUUUGGUCAUUUCCAGGAGCUCUCCAGAUCGAAUGUGAAAUGGUCUGUGAUUUCAGGUGGAUCGGGUGGAGAAGCCCUGAGGACCCACCUGUUGACCAGGGGCUUAGCAGGGGCAGGUCCUGGGACUGGGCAGCAGAGGGGAUCAGGCUGGGCAUGGGUUAAGAUUAGCAGCUGGCUCCAGAGAGUCAGGGUCAAGAGCAAGGUUCAAGGCAGACCAACCUCACACAUGGAUUGUAAAAACCAGCUCCCUGUAGAUCCCCCCAGCCUGGCAUACUUACCUAUCAGAGUGUCUCAAAGGGCUUCCCAGAGAGUGUCUUGAAGGGUGGCUUCCUGGUCCCCACCCUUGAGUCCUCUCCAGCUCCCCCAAGAGAGCAGAAGAAUGUCAGAGCUGAGAAAAGCCAUUCAAGCUGACCUCUUGCUUGUGAGAGUUGGGGAAGAGCUCAGAGAGGGCGAGUGACUUGCACAGGCUCACACAGUACAAUGGAGCAGAGCCAGGACGAAACCCCAGGGCUUCUGACUCCCUUUUCAGUGCUCUUUCCCCCACACCAUACUGCCUGCCCUGGAGGGUCUUUGAGUCCAGCCUGCACCUAAGAAGGUAGACAUUUGAGAGGUCAGGAUGCUUUCCAACCUGACACCUGAGACAUCUUCCUUUAUGCAACACCCGAACAUCUCAGAAACCCAUAGGAGGGGUAUGAUUCCUGGGCACUCUGGUAGAAAGGAGAGCUGAGGAUGCAGGUGUCCCUCCCCUGCCAAUCACCCAGCAGGUGUCUGAGCAGCUGCAGGCUACCUGACUCAAGUGGGCAUUGGUGCCUCUUGCCCCCCUUUUGGUUCCCUGUCUCCCAUCCCCAUGGCCACUUAGCCUGAGACAUGACUCAGGGCUAUAGGCUGUGGGGCCCUGUGCCAUGGAAGCUUCUCCAAGACUUGUUGCCUCCGGCCCCCAGAUCCUUUUAUCCAUUUCCAGAGCACAAAGAGAUUGCUCAGCACCACAGUCUAACCCCCCUGCAAGAAAGAGUGAUGUGGGCUUCAGGCAGACCUGCUGAGAUCGAGGUUGCCCGGGUAACAGCCAAUGACAUCAGCCCAAGUGCUGGGUCAAGUGUCUCAUCAUAAUGACUUCUGCUGUUGCUGGGGUGACGGCAGAAUUUGGAACUUAGAUUUCGGGACACUGAGCCUUAUUGUGUUUCUGUUAUUGUUGGAAGGAGGUAGCUUUUGUGGAGACCUUAGGAGAAGAUUAUGGUCUUAGGAGGGAGGUGACAGAACUCGCUUGGUCAUUUGAGCCCACCCAGAUGCCUCUUCCUGAGUCCUUUAUGCUUUGUCAUGGCGAUGAGGAGACAUCUGACUCUGAGCCUUGUUCCCAUGCUGUCACCCCGUUCGGCCCUCCAAAGGGAACAGGAACAAAUUGGAGAUGUUGGGGUGCGGGCUCUGAGUCGGGGUCGCUGAUGAGGGGCCUGGCUCCCUGUUUCCAAAGCCCCCACCCGUCCCUCAUCUAUUUCUCAUUCUAUGUACGUUUACUGAGCGCCUGCUGUUUGGAUUCAAGCUUUGAUAUCUUCUUCUACUCCCGGACACGUCCAGGAAGACAGGGAAAGAGGAGCUGGAAAUAGUGCCCCGGCUGAUAGUGAUGAUGGGACCCAGAUCGUGUUUAUCCUCGCAACACAGUUAUGAGUUAGGACUAUGCUUCAGGAAACGGGGGCACAGACGUGACGUAAGCUGCCCAGUGUCAAUCAGCCAGCAAGAGAUGGAGCCCAAAUUUCAAACCAAAGCAGGUCACAUCCAGAGCCCACCCCUCAGCCCAAGGGGAUGAGCACCCCCAACUCUGUAGAGUGGGAUUUGGGCACCAUCGCUCCUGGUGUGCCUUGGCCUGAAGGGAUGUGCCUGACCCUGUUCACCACCCCACAGGGCUUGAGGUGGAGGAACGGAGGCACGGGGAUGGGUGGCCCCAGGGCCAGGGUCCCCUUGAUGAGGCUGUGGGAGGGUCUUCCAGGAGAGCUGAAAGGGAACAGGGAGCUGAAUGCCUCCCAAGAGCCCCAGGCAGGGGCAGGGAGGGAAACCGCUGUCCCUCACACUCCUGCUUUGGGCCACACCCUGCACCAGGUGCUUCACAGCUGCUAUCUGCCAGAUUUUCCCACCUUUGUGGCAUGUGGUGCCCCCCACCAACAUCACAAGGGGACUUGUCCCCUUGCCACAAUUGUGCAUGACCUAGGAUCACAGAUUUGGGCAAGAAGGGUUCUUAAAGGAGGCCGAAGCCCUCCUUGAACAGAUGAGGACACUGAGGACUGGGAGGGUGAGGGAGUCCCAAAGCCACCCAGCUGAGACAUGGAGAUAAGUGAGCCCAGCUUUCUGGCUGUGUUCAGUUCUCUCCAUGACACAGUGGCCCCUCCCCCAGAAUUAGGUCCCUCCUGGUCUAUGUGGCCCAGCACCCUUGACCUGAGCAAACUGGGGAAGGGACCCUUCUCCUAGAGAUGGGAUCACUGUCCACCCUUUAUUCCAGCUGCCUGCCACCCAGACCCCACCUCCCACCCUGACCCCUGACCCUGCUGGAUGGGGAAGGGGCUCACGCGGCCCAGGCUGAGCAGUGAGUGAGCAUGUCAAGUUGUCCAACACUGUGAAAUGAGUGCACCCCACUGACCACCUGCCCCAGCCGCCCCGCCCCCUUCCUUCUACUCACCCUAUUUUGUACAUAAAGUGACAUGAGAUGCAAUGUGUGUGUGUGUGUGUGUGUGUGUGUGUGUGUGGUCCAUGUCAUGGUUUUUGUUACCUUUUUGUUUUUGUAAAUUUGAAUGUUCAAAAUAAACAUGCUGUUUAUUCUGA